This is a messenger RNA of Tigriopus californicus, 1675 nucleotides long. Its product is annotated as tRNA N(3)-methylcytidine methyltransferase METTL2-like. NCBI's taxonomy places the organism in Eukaryota, Metazoa, Arthropoda, Copepoda, Harpacticoida, Harpacticidae. The record is from RefSeq and is a predicted model, not a curated record. Gene Ontology annotation, molecular function: tRNA (cytidine-N3)-methyltransferase activity.
CCUCAGCGGACCACAAGCGUCCCGCCUUUGGCAAUCGCUUCUUAACCGACGAGCAACACGUGUUCGAGCACAAUGCUUGGGACAACGUGGAUUGGGACGCAGACCAUCUCCAUCGAGUACAGCAACAGAUCGAAGACAAUUCCCACCACAAAAUGAGUUCCGAACGACGCCAAGAACUCGAGGACCAAGCCAGUCGCCAUUGGGAUCAGUUCUACCAAAUCCACCAAAACCGAUUCUUCAAGGACCGCAAAUGGCUCUUCACCGAAUUCCCGCCCCUGGCCGCAUUAGACCAAGCCGCCGGACCGGCCUUGUCCAUGCUGGAAGUGGGCUGUGGCGUGGGCAAUACCGUCUUCCCCGUCCUCGAAAUGGUCCAGAAUGCCCGGUUCAAGUUGUACUGUUGCGAUUUCUCACCCGUAGCCAUAGACGUGCUCAAGGCCGACAAGAACUUUGAUCCCGAGCGAUGCCUGCCUUUCGUGUGUGACAUCGGAUCCAUGGCCGCCUGGCAAGCCUGCCCGAUCCCGGCCCAAUCUUUGGACGUGGUCACCAUGAUCUUUUGUUUAUCGGCCUUGGAGCCGGAGCAAAUGGGUGUGGCCCUGAGCGCCCUCUAUGACCGACUCAAGCCCGGCGGGUGUGUGCUCUUUCGGGAUUAUGGCCAGUAUGAUCUGGCCCAGGUUCGGUUCAAGCCCGGGAAAUGCCUGGCCGAUAACUUCUAUGUCCGGGGUGAUGGCACCCGGGUCUUCUUUUUCUCUCAAGACAAGGUCAAGGCCAUCUUUGAGCAGGCCGGAUUUGUGGAAAAGCAGAACCUCUCCGACAAACGCUUACAAGUCAAUCGCGGCAAACAACUCAAAAUGUACCGGGUUUGGAUUCAGGCGCAAUACGUUAAACCCCACCAAUAACCCGUGAAUCGUGAAGGUCAUGUGUGUGGGUUCUGUGUGUGGGUUCUUAUUUAUUGGGGCAUGGUCGAUUGGCGUUGGCUUAGAAUUGGGCAUUGUGGCUGAUGUUCAGAUCCUUCAGAUCCUGUUUAUGAUCUUCCAUCAUAGGUCGGGCCUCGUAGACGGUAUUGACCACACCCACUCGGUUGGAUUUGAAAAACUCGCCCUUCAAGCCUAUAUAAUAGACCUUGGUUUCAUCGUCGCCGUAAUUGGAGGGAAAAUGGAUGGUGAGAUGAUGGACAUUCGAGAAGCUGACCACUCUAUUCGAAAGUAAUAACCAUAAUUAGAAGACUAUCAAAUCAAAUAUACUUCGGAGGAACUUCUCCUCUAAGACCAUAACGACGAAGCCCGGCCUCAAUUUGUAUCAAUGUAGAUUUGGUCUGAUUUAAAGUUGACUGUUGUAAUUCACCAGGGAUUGCAGCUAGCUUAGUUUUGACAACCCCAUAAAUAUUAGCUAGGUCAAGUCCAUUAGUGCCACUUGUUAAUCACUAUCAGAAAAGGUAUGUUCACAUCAUGAAAAGGCCUACAAGUAUGCUUGUAUAAGAAAAUGAUCCCCUACGAAUGUGGUAAAGUUUGGUGAUUUUUUGGACCAGACGAAUUCAGGUACUUUGAAUUUUCAGAAUCUUCCAAUUCAGUUCAAAAUCUCAUUCGAUGUAUGACGACAUUUUUGGAACUUGCUUCGCUUUUCAAGCCCUUGUUUAACUCAUCCAUUUUUCUGUCGAGAAUACAACCAUGGCAAAGAA